GCAGUAGUGUUCCUCCAGUGUGCUGUGCAGUUGAGUGUGAGAUGGCGUCCGGUUUGCUAGUGUUUUGACGUUUGUGAUAAACAAAUCCCAUAAAUAUUUAAACUCACCUUACCAAACAUUAGUUUCAAUCAAAAAAUUUCGGAAUAUUUUUAAUUAACAUGUUAUCCUUGAAUUCUGUAAAUGAAAUAUCCAAAUGAAUCAACUCAUCGCACCCAUGACGUAUCAAAUGGAUUAGAUAAAUUUUGUUAUGGAAAUAUUUCUUUAAUUUGGAAAAUUAAAAAGGAAACAAACGGUCACCAUGACACUAUCUAGCAGAUUAUGUAGACGAUUGUCACCAAGAUGUUUUGCGUUCUCAGCUGUGGGAUUGACGAUACUCUUAUGCAUUUAUUACACAAGUUACACGUCAGAUGUAAAUCAAAGAGUGGAUGAAACUCCACAAAGUGAUAUUUCUGGUGUUAGACAAAGUCAACGGUUUUUCCGGGAUGUUAUCAGAAACUCCGAACGAAACGUACGAGAUAAAGUUUACGAAGUAUGUCCUAAAUUAAGUGCCGCCGAAGCGGACGUAAAUACUGUAGAUAUUUUCAAAGACUUCGACUUUCAGCCAUCAUGGAUGAAGAAUAAAGAAUAUUGGGAUAAAACAUUUGAAGAUCGGUAUGAACGCCAAAAAAUGGACCCCGAACGACCACCUCUGAAGGUAAUAAUCGUACCUCAUUCGCAUAACGACCCAGGUUGGUUAAAAACCUUUGAGCAUUAUUUUCAUUCAUCUUCAAGGCAAAUUAUGAAUAAUAUGGUGGCAAAGAUGCAACAAUACAAGAAUCUUACUUUCAUGUGGUCCGAAAUAUCUUUCCUCAAUGUGUGGUGGGAGGAAGCACAUCCUAGUAAACAACGAACGUUGAAAGAAUUGGUGCAUUCCGGGAGGCUAGAGAUUACAACAGGGGGAUGGGUAAUGACGGACGAAGCCAACUCACAUUUAUAUGCUAUGGUCGACCAGCUUAUUGAGGGUCACCAAUGGGUCUCAACAAAUCUAGGAAUAAAACCGCAGUCCGGUUGGUCUAUAGAUCCUUUCGGUCAUGGCAGUACCAUUCCUUAUCUUUUAGCAGCUUCUGGCUUUAAAGGAACGGUUAUCCAAAGAGUUCAUUACGCUUGGAAACAAUGGUUAGCUAUGAAACAAUACGGGGACUUCAAAUGGAUUCCUUCUUGGUCUCCAGCUGAUCCCUUUGGAUCGAUUCUUACUCAUAACCAACCUUUUGAUAUAUAUUCAAUCAAACACAGCUGUGGCCCUCAUCCUUAUAUUUGUUUGAAUUUUGAUUUUAGAAAGGUUCCAGGGGAAUAUACAGAAUAUUCACUUAAAGCUCAAACAAUUACUGAUAAAAAUGUGAAGGAAAAAGCGGAAUUAUUACUAGAACAGUACGCUAGAACAGGAUCACUUUUUCCACACAACACGGUUUUGAUGCCGUUAGGAGAUGACUUUAGGUAUAACGUUAAAGAAGAAUGGGAUCAGCAAUAUACGAAUUAUAUAAAACUCAUAGACUAUAUUAAUGCCAACAAAGAAACUUAUAAAACGGAUAUUAGCUUUGGAACACCAGCAAUGUACUUUCAGGAAAUUAUGAAAAGAUACAAUCAGUUUCCAACAUUGAAAGGCGACUUUUUUGUUUAUUCCGAUAUAUUUACGGAGGGCCGACCUGCUUAUUGGUCUGGAUAUUUCACUACUAGACCAUAUAUGAAAUUAUUAGACAGAGAAUUGGAAAAUACACUUCGCGGAGCAGAGAUAAUAUACACUAUUGCACUCAAUAAAGCCAAACAAAAUAAAUCUGUUUCUUAUUCAAAAAUUCUAGAAAGAGACUUUGAGAAACUCAUUAGAGCUCGUAGAAAUUUAGGUCUUUUUCAACAUCAUGAUGCUAUCACUGGUACUAGUAAAUCGUUUGUAAUGAGAGAUUAUGGUCUAAAAUUAUUUGAAGGAAUCAGGGAUACCAUAAAUAUACAACAAAAUGCACUACAAAGCUUAUUAUUUCCAGAUAUCCCUAUUAAGCCUGAUCAAAGUCUUAUAUUAAGUGAUUUGGAAAGAGAAUCAUUUGAUAAAUUGCCUAGAAAAACUCCAAUACAAAUUUCUCCAGUAGGUAAUAGUCAGUCUAGAAGAAUAUUAGUAUACAACUCUUUAACAUCUCCCCAAGAACAAGUUAUACAGAUUAGAGUUAACACGAGUAACAUAAAAGUCACUGAUAGUGAAGGAAACAAUGUCUUUUACCAAAUUAAUCCUGUUUGGGAUAUGUCGGACUUUACAAAAUUAUGGAUAGCUGCAGAUGAGUAUGAAGUUGUUUUUAUAGCAAAGCUAUCAGAAUUGUCUGUUACAGUUUUUAAUAUAAUCUACGACGCGACAGUUAGUGAUAAAUUGGCAACAGUUUAUUGUAAGAAUUGUCAAAAGUCGACUACUAUUAUAAGUACUGAAAAUGACGUUAAAGGAGAAACUGUUCAAGCUAAAUUCGUUCUCAAGGAUAUGCCACCAGGAGAUAUACAGUUGGAAAAUGGUAAAUUUAAGGUACUGUUUAAUGGGGGUACAGGUUUCAUGAAGACAAUAACACGGAAGCAUAACCCUAAAAUAAUGCAAUGUGGCAUACAAUUUGCAGCUUACAGGAGCGCCCAAUUCCAUUCAGGGGCUUACCUUUUUAUGCCAGAUCCAAACGAAAGAGACUAUGAAAAAGAUGUUUUGUCUCAAUACAAAGAACAAAAAAGUAUUAUCAUUACCACAGGACCUCUUUCUACAGAAAUAUCUGUAAUUUAUGGACCGUUCCUAAUGCAUACGGUAACUAUAUAUUUAGGAGAAAACUCUUCCUUGUCGAAUGGAAUUUUUAUAGAAAAUACUGUAGAUUUUGAAAAUCCUCCAAAAAAUAGAGAGACUGAACUAUUUAUGAGAGUUAUAACUGAUAUACAGAAUGGAGAACCGCCUGAGUAUUACUCUGAUCUUAAUGGGUUAAAUAUGCAAAAGAGAAUAAAAGUUGAGAGAAUUGGCUUAGAAGGCAAUUAUUUCCCUACUACCACCAUGACUUACAUUCAAGACAAUAACGUCCGUCUCAGCCUUUUAGUCAACCAUGCCCAAGGUAGUUCAAGUUUUCAACCCGGUUUUUUGGAAGUAAUGCUAGAUAGAAGAACGUUGUAUGAUGAUUCUAGAGGAAUGGGAGAAGGAUUGACUGAUAACAGAAAGACUGUCAGUAAAUAUUGGUUAUUAGUUGAAGAUAUCUCACAAAUAAAAACAACUGAUAAUAAGCAACAACCGAAAAGGUUCGAUAAUGCUGAUGAUCCUUAUGAAAAAGAGGAUGUUGUCAGAUCAUUCAAUCUUCCUACAGAACCUUCAGACUCAACAAAACAAGAAGCCUUCUCUCGUCCAUCUUUAUUCAGUAUUCACCUCUCCAACUCUUUGAUUUAUCCAGCGAACAUAUUCAUAGUGGACUCUGAGCAUCAAGUAACAUUUAAUCAUUCUGUAAAACUGAUAAACAAACCAUUCCCAUGCGAUACGCACUUAUUAACACUUCGCACACAACCAGAUUCGAUUUAUUCUCAGUUUCCUUCUUCCAGUGCUCUUAUGGUUCUUCAUAGACAAGGAUACGAUUGCGUUAUCGGUGGAAAUUAUACUUGUGAUGUAGAUAAAUUUCAUAAAGACUUAACUUUUGAAUUUGUUAGUGUUAAAGAUAUGGAAUUGAAGACUUUAACGGGAUUAGAUACAAUUUCGAGUUUAGAUAAAUUAAGUGAUAUUUAUUUAGAACCUCUAUCUUUGAAAACUCUCAAUAUUACUUUUGGAUAAAUUAAUUUGUUUUGGCGUUGAGAUAAUGGGUUUAUAUUUUUUGAAUAUUUUUAUUUUGAAAUAUUAUCCAAGUUUCACAUCUUUAUAUGAUUUUUAUAUAAUCGACUAUUUAAUAUUAAUAUUAUUUGUUUUUAUUUGGAUCCUUGAGAAAAAAUUUAUGAAUAGAUAUUUUGAUUCAUUGUUAAAACUUCAUAAUUUAGUAUUUUCAAAAAAUGGAAGUGUUUAAAUAGUCUCAAAUAACUGGUUGAUUUCAUUUUAUACAUUUUAGAAAUGUUGGAUAAUAUUUUGAAUUGUGCAAUUAUAAACAAAAUUAAAUAUCAAAAUUUCUCUGUAGAUAAUUUGUAAAUAGUUGACUAGAGACUUCCUUAAAUUAGGUUUUGUAAUUUUCUUCCUAAUUUAUUGCAGAGGUCUAGAUUGAAUUUGAUUAUAUAAUAUGAAUGUUGCAUCUCUUUUUAAAUUGUAAGUAUGAUCUUGCCUGUAGUACAUUUUUUUAAAAAUCCCAUACCAUAUCAAUAAAUCUACUUUAAUAUUUAAAAAAAAAUUGAAAUAAAAAUGUCAGUAUCACAAACUAUAUUUUUUCUCUAUUAAACAUUGAACAGGUAAUAAAACUUUCUUUUAGUUUGCAAUUUCAUGUAGUUUCUAUUCUAUAGAGAAUAUUAGGUUUGUGUCUACAUUUUAUGUUAAUUCAUAUAAUUCGCAAUUUUUCGCUACCAUUCUUGUUGAUUAUACUAGUCAAUUUUCUUAUGGUAGAAUAACAUUUUUUAAUGGACUUCUAAACAAGAUAAAUGAAAUACUUUCAACCAAGCAUUCAAACAAAUAGCUAAAUUGUCAUUUACUAGCUAUUUUUUUCUAUUAAACAUUUAUUAUCUGUACCUACUGAUAUGGUACGGACCUAGUACAGAAUUCAUUGACAUCUCUAAUCUUUAUUAAUAAGUAUUAAAUUUCUACAACGGCGAUGCUAAGAGAAUUGAGGUAAAAAGUCUGUUUUCAAUGCUAUUGCUAAGCCUAACUCUAAAACAAUUUUUUCUUUCUUAAUACGAAAUUUUGUUUAUUAAAUUAACAAUUAUUGGUUUUGAUGCCAAAAAGUCUCUGAAUGUCCAAAUGCAGUUUGUUUACUAUACUCCAGAAUGUUUGUUGUGAAAAUUAUAUCAAACAAUCAAAAGAAGCGAGGGUCCAACCUUAUACUUCUAUCUUCAUCAUUAUUUAUCAUUAAUUCAGAGCAUUUUUUGGUAUUGGUUAUGGGAAUAUUUGGACCCAUAUACCUUUUUUAUAAUACUUCUUAGGUGAUUCCUAUUUUUUAUGUUUUUUUGGGACACACAAUUCAUUUCAGUUAAAUUUUAUUCGAAAUUUGAUGUAUAUGUAUAUUAUACUAUUUUUGAUCCUAUGAAACAUAUUCAAUAAAACAAAUCCUAUUUAUCUUAUAAAAUUUGGCGCAACCAUUAUUUUCCUCACUCCUUCUUAUAAGAUAGUGCUCAAGUAAAUAAUUUUGAAUUGUUUCUUUACUCAUUUUAGUUUUAAAAAGAAUAAUUUUUAGUAUAGUAUAAUUGAAAAUGGUAUAAUCUACAUUAUUACAAUGUAUCAUAAAAAAUAAAAUAGUUUUAAAGAAAAUACUGAAAACAAAUUAUAGUUAAAUAUAUAGCAUGUUUUUAUUGCAUUAUGUAUUGUUAAACAUCCAUUGUUGGAUUCAUUUAAUAUGUGUUAUUGAGAAUUUCUAUCCAAAAACUUUAUCAUAUAUAUAAAAUAUAAGCUAGAAAUGAAGGAAUAAACAUGAGCCGGAGUGCAGGGUAUGCAUUUAUGAUUAAUUUUAAUAAAUCUAUUACUAUUUCAAUACAUUUUUGAUAGUUAUUUUUAUGUUUGAUUCUUUGGUAGUACUUUCAUCCUAUUUUUAAGUACAUUCUUUGUAUUUAAUACUAUAGUUAGCAUCAGUUGCAGUUCAGUUUUUGACUACACUACACAAUUUACACAUGUUUUCUCUUUCGGAUCUCUAUUAAAGAAUAUGUUGUCAUAAGGAUUCAUUCAUUCCACAAAACAAAUCCUUGAAAAGUUCAGGUUUUAUAUGUGAAUAAAAUUAUUCUCUUACCACUUCAACCUCUCAGAGCAGUAGGGGAAUGUGGGGCAAAGUGUGAGGGUUAACAACCAAUUAACAGUUUUUCAUACAUAAAAAAUACUCAGUAGGAUCUCAAGCCAAUAUAAAUAUAUUUGAACAUUACUUUAAUAAAUAUCACAAGACUUGCAAUAAUGGAACUUAUAAAUUUUUAGGUUUUUUUAUUGCAGUAUAAAUACCCCACCUGUGGGGCAAAGUGAAAUAUCACCUGAACAGAGACAAAUGAUUUCAAAAUACAAGUUUAUUAUCAAAAAAAUUUUGCAAUAUUACAAUUUAUAAUAUAUUCAAAUGCUUUAAUUAAUAACAAUAUAAAUUUUUACAUUUUUAUUUUAAAAUUAUCUGCCCCCUACGCAUCAAACCUGCAUGCAUACAUUUUCCUUUUAUUUCAUGUUUAUAUAUUAAGCUUCUAUCUUCAGCUUCAGGGCAAACAAAUAUGUCUUUAUGUUUUCUAAAAUUUCUUAGAAAUGAGACCUCGGCAGAGGCAUUAUCCAAACUUAGUAUUUUGGCAGCAAAUUCUUUUUCUAUUUUCUUGUUUUCAAUCUCGACCAGAACAAAAUCACCGACCCCAUAGUUAGGGGGCUAUCAUUCCAAAGAAGUUACUGUCACAAUCUUAUUUUGAAAUAACUAAAUUGUCAACUGCAAAACAUGCUACUAUAUUAAACAUGUUUUUUUCUUCCUGUUCUGUGUUUAUCCUUCAUUGCCAAUUAUUUAUUGGUAGUGUUCCAUUUAUAACUAACAGUUAAGAUGAAUAUGUCCUUAACUGAAAUAGUUUCUCAUUUUUUAAUGCAAUGCAAAAUUUUUCCAAUAUUUCCUACGUUUUAGUUCAAUCCAAAGUGAUAAGAAAAGUAUAUUUCAAUGACUAUAUCUGGAUUUGCAUUAUGUUAUUGAUAGAAAAUUAUUGGAAAUAAUUAAUGUGAUGUAUAAUUUUAGUAAAAAUAUAAAAUGGUUAUAUUUGUAUCAAUAAAAGAUAUCUACGUUGGUCUCUGUAUUGUGAAUUAGAUAUUGGGUGUAGAUUUUUUGUAAAAGUUAUUUUUAUUUUUACAAAUAAAAUUUUACAAAUUU
This is a messenger RNA of Diorhabda sublineata, 6962 nucleotides long. It is a transcript of the gene alpha-Man-IIb, whose product is annotated as alpha-mannosidase 2. The record is from RefSeq and is a predicted model, not a curated record. Gene Ontology annotation, molecular function: carbohydrate binding; alpha-mannosidase activity. Gene Ontology annotation, cellular component: Golgi membrane. The transcript has 13 exons. The coding region runs from base 299 to 3796 and encodes 1165 amino acids. Lineage: Eukaryota; Metazoa; Arthropoda; Insecta; Coleoptera; Chrysomelidae. Gene Ontology annotation, biological process: N-glycan processing; mannose metabolic process; protein deglycosylation.